AUGACAACGAUGUUCGUUCAACUACGCCGUAUGGUGUACCUGUUGGUACUUCUGCAGUGCUGUGUGGGUGUGUGCACGGGAAAGGAAGCCGGUCGCCAGCCAACCGGUGAGUGCCUUAAUAAAAGAGAUAUCGAGAUGGGGGAGAAGAUGUUGAGAGCUAUCAUCGAUCCCUCGGCAAAAGCGUUUGGCGGUGCGCAGGAUUGUUUGGCGAUAUGGAGGGCGGACGUGGAGGCGUGUAAUGAGAAUUUCAAGGAGGUGGAGUAUGCCGUGAAUACCACCAGAGAGGUUUUUGUGAUGGUGGGUCUUGAAAAGGAGAACGGAGUUGAGGCGGUGACGAGUUCUCUGGAGCGAUGCAACGAUCAGAAGGUCAAAAGUUAUGCGGCCAACUUGACGGAGAUGGUGAAGGUAGUUAAUGGAGCCAUAAAGAAGAUGCCAGAAUUAUAUAAAAAAACGUCUGAGAAGGCUGCGGUGUGCGUUGCAUUUAAAAGUGAAAUGGAUCACGUGGUGAAGAGGUUGACUGAUGCCCGCGCUGGGUAUUUUGCCAUUAUCAACGACAAAGACAGUAACGAUUGCAUGACGGAGGAUAGGUUGAGGUACAUUGGAGAUCUGAACAAGACGUACGAUGGUAUGAAGGCUGUCUCGGAUGAUCUCAAGAAAGUGCAGGGAAACACGCAUGUUUGCAAGCUUAACUCUUUGGGGGAGUCCCCUAAUUAUAUGAAGAGGAUCGUGGAGUUAAAGGGUCGCUGUGAAGAUGUUUUUUCGAAGGAAGAAAAAGUGGAGGCCAAGCCUAAGAUGAGAUCGGAUGCAAUGGAGAGGGUAUAUAUGAAUGGGACCGCAGCGGAUGCAGGAGAAGAAGCGAAAAGGGGAGAUGAGGAUCCAGACGAAGUAAAGGCUCCCGGUGCGUUUCAACGAGUCAAGAAAGAGGUCAUCAACAGGGUAUUGGGGGAGAUGGAGGUGGCGAAGCAGAAACGGAUUGCUGAGAAGAGAAGGGCUGACGAAGAAAAUGCCAAGAGGAUCGCACAAGAAAAGGAGAAGAGGGAUGCAGAGGAGAAAGCAAAGAGAGAAAAGGAGAAACAGGAGAGAAUGGAGGCGGAAAAAGCGAAGAAGGUCAGGGAAGAGCAGGAGAGAAUGGAGGCGGAAAAAGCGAGGAAGGCCAGGGAAGACCGGGAGAGAUUGGCCAUAGAAAAGACGAUACAGAAGACCGAGAAAAAGACCAACCAAAAGAAGGACGGCUGUAAUCCUGUAUUGGUGCACAGUCCCUUAUUGCUGCUUCUUGUUUUGAUGAGUGUGCUGAUCAUUGUUCCCAUGACACAGUUACACAGUUAA
Trypanosoma theileri is the source of this 1326-nucleotide messenger RNA. RefSeq lists its product as uncharacterized. The transcript has a single exon. NCBI's taxonomy places the organism in Eukaryota, Euglenozoa, Kinetoplastea, Trypanosomatida, Trypanosomatidae. Bases 1 to 1326 code for a protein of 441 amino acids. The record is from RefSeq and is a predicted model, not a curated record.